Zophobas morio is the source of this 3017-nucleotide messenger RNA. It is a transcript of the gene Tango6, whose product is annotated as transport and Golgi organization protein 6. The record is from RefSeq and is a predicted model, not a curated record. The transcript has 5 exons. Bases 155 to 2917 code for a protein of 920 amino acids. NCBI's taxonomy places the organism in Eukaryota, Metazoa, Arthropoda, Insecta, Coleoptera, Tenebrionidae. Gene Ontology annotation, biological process: protein secretion.
CAGCGCGAGAUUCAGUCCCUAACCUGCGGUUGUUUUGUGUCCUGUGGUCUGUGGUCCUCAAGGAUGAUUGUGAGCGGUUCUAGUAACGUUAACUGGAGUUCUGUGUACUUUGUGAAAUUUAAGCAUAUUUGAGAAGAAAGAUAAGUUUCUCAUUAUGAAUAAGGCGCUUUUAACGAAGGUGUUAAUUGAUCUCAAUGCAAAAUUUGCAGAUCCUAAUGAAGAUUUUGAAAAAUCCUUUCAAACAAAUUAUGAGGAAAUUUUAAAUCUGCUUUCAUGUUCGUCUGACGACAUUUUACGAAGACUUACAACAUUUGCUGAAAUGUUGGACUUAAAAAAGCACACUUGUGAAUCUAAAUUUAUAAGCCUGAAUUUUUAUCUCUUGGAAUUACUUAAUGAAGUACUUUCAAAAUCAGAUAUGGAAGUAUUGAGUGUCCAAGAGAUGAAAAACAUUAAAGCUGCUCUAAAAAGCUUAAUGUUGCACGGAAUCUUAAAGAAAUUACAACCGAAAUUACCUCAUCGUGUAGUUACACAUAAAUCCGUGGAAAAUAUUGAAGCAGUAGAUGACAUUUUUUAUAACUACACGCUGUUGAAAUGCACAGUUUUGGGUUUUUAUAACUGCAUAAAACAUCCAAAUUUAAGAAUGUUGAUUAUACCACACUUUCUUCAAGAGAUACUUGUUGCAGUAUAUCAAAUAGGCUACUGCCCGUUGAAGAAACCCGAAAACACAAGUGAUACAAUUUUUUUUAUGACCGAAGAAACAUACACCAAAUUAACACAGGAUCAAAAGUUGUUCAAAGAACUGUUGGAAAAUUUGGGUCAAUCCAUUCAUCCAACAAUUUUUAUUAAAGAAACUAUGAUUUUGUUUCAAGCGAAUGCACCUGUUUGGUUCAAAAGAGCCAUUGCGAAUACUCUAACUAAGAAAAUGAGAUCCAAGAAGGGUGUUCAACAUAUUGCUUCAGCAAUGUUAGACGGUUCUGAUGAUGACACCACAAAGACGUGGAAAAUUCUAGAUAUCUUAACUAAACUCAUAUUAAGUUGUCGAACAUUUCCAGACUUUAGCGAUAAUAUUUGCGCACAAGUUUUGAAUCUGUUGAAUUUAACAAAAACAACAAGUCGUGAAAUGAUGAUUUUUGAACGGCUGGUUGUGUCUUGCACGAAGUGUUUGUAUUCUGAAGAUAAAGAAUUGUGUAAGGUAGUUUUUGUAGAGAGAAUAACGACUCCUUUAUUACAGUUUGUUAAUAAGGAACACAAGUUUCGUGACCAUUGUGAUAUAACGGAUGACAUAAAACACACAGUGCGCCUCCUUUACGGAUGUUUUGCAGAUAAUUCAGUUAAUUCACCGUGCUUACCUAUAAACCUGUUGAGAAUUUUUUUGAAUGUUAUGUUUUAUUUUUAUCACCUAACUGUCAAGUCGACGUUUCAGUCCACGAAUAUGGAAUUGAGGGAACUUUUAAUUAAAUACUUGCAAGGUCGCACCACAUCAGAAUAUCAUGAACUAUUAGACAACUUUUUAUUUGGUUUUACCGUUACGGAUAUUCGCCAAAUUAGAAAUGAUGUCAUUAUAAAAGUUGAAGAAAAAAUUGUUAUUGAAAAUAGCUCACAGUCUAUAAUUUAUGCCACGGCAGAGGUAAUAGAUACUGUGUAUAAUUUAUUGGACACUGGUCAAAAAAUUAUCUUGUUUGGAUACUUGUUAAAGUGCAUAACGGACAAGGAAAAAUAUUUUUUGGCGCCACAUAACAGUACAGAAUUGUUAGCUAACGAAGAUCAUGCAACAAGUACCGUUCUUGAACGACUUUUAACAAUUCACAAACUGCUGUCUCAAUUAUCUGAAAACAAAGAUGUUCAGCGAUCUCUUUGGAAAAAGCCGGAUGAUAUCAUCGAAUACAUAAAUAACGUUUUGUUUUGUGGCACAAAAGAUUCGCAGUUAAUCUUCGUUGUUGUCAUGAUUUUGGAUAAUUUAGUUUCGAAUUCAUCUGCAAGCGCUAUUCCCAAGUACAAAAUCUUAAUCGAACCUUUAUCCACGGUAGCUCAAGAAACAAAGGAAGUUGAAUUAAAAUCGCUUUGUAAUAAAAUAAUAAUUAGGUUAAAAGAAGAUAAACUUCAAACCCCAAAACAUGAAAAAGAAAUAACAGAAUUCGAACAAGCUUUAGAAGAUGUGUCUGACCCUCUACUGCCUACGAGAGGGCAUGGUCUACUUGUUUUGUCGAAACUUAUCGAAAAUAAAGACAAACAAACACUCGAAAGGAAACAGUAUUUACUUAACUUAUUUCAGUUACAUUUAAAAGAUGACGAUUCAUUUAUUUAUUUGAAUGCAGUCCAAGGGCUUGCGUCUUUAGCGGAUAUUUUCCCGGAUACAACUUUGGAAAUUUUAUGUGAAGAAUAUACGGAUUUUUCGAAAAAAAAUGACGCUAUACAGGAAACACGUAUCAAAUUGGGAGAGGCUUUGGUUCGUGUUGUAAAACUUUUGGGUGAGAUGGCUCCUAAAUAUAAGUCCCUAUUGUUAAAUACGUUCUUAUUUGCAACGAAGGAUGACGAUCAUCUGAUAAGAGCUUCCAGUUUGUCUAAUUUGGGCGAAGUGUGCAGAGUUUUAAAUUAUAAACUUGGAAGUAUCGUAACUGAGGUUUUGGUUUGUGUACAUGCCAUCAUUACAACAGAUAAAGCCGUGGAGGCACGACGUGCUGCAGUUACAGUUAUACGGCAGCUGUUCGUCGGUCUGCAAAGUGAGAUGAUAGCAUUCCUCAAAGACGAGAUCUUACCUAUUUAUAGGAGUCUGAAAGAAGUAUAUUACCACGAUAAGGACGACGUUAUGAGAUUGCAAGCGCAACUUGCUUUAGAGGAACUCAAUGAAAAUAUGAAAAAUAUUGUAUUUCCGAAUCCUCAACUUCAUCUGGAAAAGAAGAUUAUUAUGAUGGACUGAGAAGUAGGUUAAAGAAACACGUUUUAUAUUUUACAAAACUUUUAUCAUUGGUUGUAUGAAGUUGUAAAGGAAAAAUAAAUAAAUAGUCAAUUGCAUACUA